Molecule: messenger RNA, 4719 nt
Organism: Aspergillus calidoustus
Lineage: Eukaryota; Fungi; Ascomycota; Eurotiomycetes; Eurotiales; Aspergillaceae
Source: the annotation of a GenBank genome assembly
AUGGCGCAUAACUACGAGGUUGGAACGAGAGCCUGGCAACCCGAGCCAACUGAGGGUUGGGUAGCCUCCGAGGUCAAGGAGAAGCUGGUUGAUGGCGACAAAGUUCGCCUUGUCUUCCUCUUGGAAAAUGGCGAGACCAAGGAGAUAGAAACUACGCAGGCCGAAUUGCAGGUGGACAACAAUUCAAAACUGCCGCCGUUAAUGAACCCUGCUAUGCUUGAAGCGAGCGAAGACCUUACAAACUUGUCCCAUUUGAAUGAGCCAGCUGUCUUACAGGCCAUCAAAUUACGAUAUGCGCAAAAAGAGAUUUACACCUAUAGUGGUAUUGUGCUUAUUGCUACCAAUCCCUUUGCCCGCGUCGAUUCGUUGUAUGUACCACAAAUGGUCCAGGUGUAUGCUGGGAAGCAUCGAGCGUCCCAGGCACCCCACCUCUUCGCCAUCGCAGAGGAAGCCUUUGGCGACAUGUUACGGGAUGGGAAGAAUCAAACGAUUGUCGUCUCCGGCGAGUCCGGUGCCGGAAAAACCGUCAGCGCGAAAUACAUCAUGCGAUACUUUGCGACACGGGAAUCUUCAGACCAGCCCGGAAAGUACACGACAAGCAGGGCCGAUGCGAUUAGCGAGACAGAAGAACAAAUUUUGGCUACAAAUCCGGUUAUGGAAGCUUUUGGUAAUGCAAAAACGACGCGCAAUGACAAUUCCUCUCGAUUUGGAAAGUAUAUCGAAAUCAUGUUUGACGACAAGACCAAUAUCGUUGGUGCCAAGAUCAGGACGUACCUUUUGGAGAGGUCACGCUUGGUGUUUCAGCCUCUCAAGGAACGCAACUAUCACAUCUUUUAUCAGCUUGUGGCCGGGGCGACAGAUUCGGAGAAGCAGGAACUCGGGCUUGCGUCCGUUGAAGACUUUGAUUAUCUUAACCAGGGCGGGACUCCAACUAUCGACGGGGUCGACGACAAGGCAGAAUUCCUUGCGACAAAAAAGUCCCUAGCGACCAUUGGCGUACCCGAAGAGAAGCAGUCAGAGAUCUUCCGCGUCCUUGCGGCAUUGCUACACCUCGGCAAUGUCAAAAUCACUGCCACAAGGACCGAUUCGACUCUCUCAUCUUCUGAACCAUCCCUAGCUAGGGCGUGUGAAAUGCUUGGGAUCGAUGCCAAUGAAUUUGCCAAAUGGAUAAUAAAGAAACAGCUUGUUACAAGAGGGGAGAAGAUAACUUCCAACUUGACCCAGCAACAGGCCAUUGUCGUGAGAGAUUCAGUUGCCAAGUUCAUAUACUCGAGUUUAUUCGACUGGCUGGUCGACAUAAUUAACCGAGGCUUGGCGACCGAUCAGGUGCUAAGCAAUUCCAAGUCAUUCAUAGGAGUAUUGGAUAUCUACGGGUUUGAGCAUUUUGCCAAAAACUCGUUUGAACAGUUUUGCAUCAACUACGCCAACGAGAAACUGCAGCAGGAAUUCAAUCAGCAUGUUUUCAAGCUUGAACAGGAAGAAUAUGUGCGAGAGCAGAUUGAUUGGACCUUUAUCGACUUUUCGGAUAAUCAGCCGUGCAUUGACCUGAUCGAAGCCAAGUUGGGAAUCCUAUCCCUUCUAGACGAAGAGUCCAGAUUGCCAAUGGGCUCCGACGAGCAGUUUGUGACGAAACUUCAUCAUAAUUUUGCUGCCGAUAAGCAAAAGUUUUAUAAGAAACCACGAUUUGGAAAAUCAGCAUUCACCAUUUGCCAUUACGCCGUUGACGUGACAUACGAAUCCGACGGCUUCAUCGAGAAAAAUCGGGACACCGUGCCAGACGAACAUAUGGAAAUCUUGCGCAAUUCCUCCAACGAUUUUAUAAAGCAAGUGCUGGAUACCGCUGCCGCCGUCCGCGAAAAGGACUCUGCCGCAGUAUCAUCCAAGCCUGUCAACGCCCCAGGUCGCAAAAUCGGUGUUGCCAUAAACCGCAAGCCCACACUUGGUGGGAUCUUCAAAUCCUCUCUCAUCGAGCUCAUGGGCACUAUAAAUUCUACCGAGGUGCACUACAUCCGUUGCAUCAAACCCAACGAAGCAAAGGAGGCUUGGAAGUUUGAAGGACCAAUGGUGCUCAAUCAACUGAGGGCUUGUGGCGUUCUCGAAACAGUUCGGAUCAGUACGGCUGGAUACCCUACUCGAUGGACUUAUGAGGAAUUUGCUAUUCGUUAUUAUAUGCUGUGCCACUCGUCUCAGUGGACGUCCGAGAUCAAGAACAUGUGCCAUGCCAUUUUACAAAAAGCCCUUGGCAGUUCCACACAGCAACGACACGACAAGUACCAACUAGGGUUGAGUAAGAUUUUCUUCCGAGCUGGUAUGCUUGCAUUUUUGGAGAAUCUCCGCACUUCAAGGUUGAACGAGUGCGCGAUCAUGAUUCAGAAGAAUUUGCGGUGCAAAUACUACCGGCGCAGAUAUCUUGAAGCGCGCUCUUCUGUUCUUGCUACACAGUCCCUUGUCAGAGGAUUCCUUGCUCGACAGCGUGCAGCAGAAAUUCGCCAGAUCAAGGCAGCUACGACUAUUCAGAGGGUAUGGAGAGGUCAGAAAGAGAGGAAAAAGUACAAUCAGAUUCGCGCCAACGUCAUCCUUCUCCAGUCGCUCACAAAGGGUUUCCUUUGCCGGCGGAAUAUCCUGGAUACAAUUCACGGCAAUGCCGCCAAGGUCAUACAACGUGCUUUCCGCUCUUGGCGGCAACUGCGCGCGUGGCGGCAGUAUCGUCGGCAAGUCGUCAUAGUGCAAAACCUCUGGAGAGGUAAACAGGCAAGGAAACAGUACAAGACCCUCAGAGAAGAAGCCAGAGACCUGAAGCAGAUCUCGUACAAGCUUGAGAACAAGGUUGUCGAGUUAACUCAGUACCUGGAAUCUCUAAAACGUGAGAACAAAUCACUCAAUUCUCAACUUGAAAACUACGAGACCCAGCUCAAGUCUUGGAGGAGUCGGCAUAAUGCAUUGGAGAAUCGGUCAAGAGAGCUGCAAGCAGAGGCCAAUCAAGCCGGAAUUACUGCUGCCCGCUUGACGGCUCUGGAGGAAGAGAUGAGUAAACUGCAGCAGAACCAUGCCGAGGCUCAGGCAAAUGUCAAGCGCCUUCAGGAAGAAGAAAGGGUUUCUCGUGAAUCAAUACGAUCAGCAAACCAAGAACUCGAGAAGCUCAAGCAACUGAACGCGGAGGCGGAAAGCGAAAAGUCCACUCUCCGUCAGCAGGUUCUUGACCUUGAGGAGCAACUGGAGGUUGCGAAGAGGACAUUGCCUGCUCAAGUUAUAAACGGCGAUCAGCAGAACGGUGGUCCUGCUCCGCCACCUGCCAAUGGGCUCAUCAAUUUGGUGUCUUCGAAAAAGACUAAACCGAAGCGGCGCAGCGCUGGCGCAGAGAGGAUCGACACUGAUCGAUUUAGUGGAGCCUAUAACCCUCGCCCUGUAUCGAUGGCCAUUCCAAGCGCGUUGGGCCGCCAGAAUUUCACGGGCGCCGCACUUGCAUCGUCCGGACUUGACUCUGUGGAGGCAGAGCUUGAGACCUUACUCUCGGAAGAGGACGAGCUCAAUGAGGAAGUGACAAUGGGUCUGAUUCGAAACUUGAAGAUCCCAGCACCCAACUCUACUCCUCCACCUACGGAAAAGGAGGUGCUCUUCCCCGCCUACCUGAUCAACCUCGUUACUUCUGAGAUGUGGAACAAUGGCUUCGUCAAAGAGUCUGAGCGCUUUUUGGCCAACGUCAUGCAAUCAAUACAGCAGGAAGUCAUGCAGCAUGAUGGCGAGGAUGCCAUCAACCCGGGCGCUUUCUGGCUGUCUAACGUCCAUGAGAUGCUCUCAUUUGUGUUUCUGGCCGAGGAUUGGUACGAGGCGCAAAAAACCGAUAACUAUGAGUAUGACCGCCUUCUGGAAAUCGUCAAACAUGAUUUAGAAAGCUUAGAGUUCAACAUUUAUCACACUUGGAUGAAGGUGCUGAAAAAGAAGCUGUUCAAGAUGAUUGUUCCAGCCAUCAUUGAGUCCCAGUCUCUUCCCGGCUUUGUCACAAAUGAAACAAGCCGGUUUCUUGGGAAGCUUCUGCCAUCGAACAACAACCCUGCCUACAGCAUGGACAAUCUCCUCAGUCUCUUGAACAAUGUGUACAAGGCUAUGAAGGCCUUUUACCUGGAGGACACAAUUGUUACCCAGACUGUCACAGAGCUUCUGCGUCUUGUCGGUGUCACGGCUUUCAACGACCUCUUAAUGAGACGAAACUUUCUUUCUUGGAAGCGAGGUCUACAAAUCAAUUACAACAUAACACGCAUCGAGGAGUGGUGUAAGAGUCAUGAUAUGCCAGAGGGAACUCUACAGCUAGAACAUUUGAUGCAAGCAACCAAGCUUCUUCAGUUGAAGAAGGCUACGCUGAACGAUAUUGAGAUUAUCCAGGAUAUCUGUUGGAUGCUUUCCCCCAAUCAGAUCCAGAAACUCCUGAAUCAAUAUCUCGUGGCCGAUUACGAGCAGCCUAUCAACGGGGAAAUCAUGAAGGCGGUCGCUUCUCGUGUCACUGAGAAAAGCGACGUGCUUCUUCUGACCCCGGUUGACAUGGAGGACAGUGGCCCGUACGAAAUCGCUGAACCGCGAGUUAUCACAGCUUUGGAAACAUACACCCCGUCUUGGCUCCAAACACCCCGACUGAAACGCCUAGCUGAAAUCGUCUCGGCACAGGCUAUGGCUCAACAAGACAAACCAGAUAUCCCGGAGAACGGCGAAGUACCUGCUGAAUAG